Molecule: messenger RNA, 9297 nt
Organism: Leptomonas pyrrhocoris
Lineage: Eukaryota; Euglenozoa; Kinetoplastea; Trypanosomatida; Trypanosomatidae
Exons: 1
Coding region: 163-9297 (3044 amino acids)
Source: RefSeq, a predicted model, not a curated record
AGGCUAGCGUCACCUAGAGUUGUAUCACGUAAAAGGAUUGAAGGGGGGCGAGAAGGAACUUGCCUUGCGCACGAGCAUCGUAACCUUCUCUCUGUCUCUAUCUAGGAAAUUAGACAUAUAAGAAUACAUAUUACAUACGCUGAAAAGGCAGUUACAAUAAUCAUGAACGACUCCUCGGAGGACACCACCACUGUCACCUCCAUUCAGUUCUCCGUGGCAUCGUCGCACGCCGGCGGUGGGGUCGGUCGAAGUAGCAGCACCGGCAAAGGUGCCACCACCACCGCUGCCGCUGCGGCGGCGGCUUCUCGCACUGCACCGCCACUCAACGCACAGGCCACGAAGAGGAGACUCGCACUCGGCAGCAGCGCCGCACCCACGGCCUCAUCAUUACCAAGCAGAUCUCGUCACCCACCUCUCUCACCGCAGGCAGUUAACGCGGUAUCCUCCACCUCAUCCCCACCGUUGCCAGGGUUAAGAGCUGCCUUAGCCACGCCACCGCCAUCCGCUUCGUCCAGCCUGGUCGAGGCACCGGCGGUGGGACACGGUUCAUGGUCUGCCUCGCCGUCGGACGCGAGUCUGCUGUUUGUGCGAGCUGUGGCGAAGCUCAACGUCCCGCAUCCGAACUCGUCCGGCGAGUCCCAACACCCACCAUCGCAGCAGGAGGGCGACGCCAGCAGCAGUGACGAGGCGGUCCGAGGCCAUCGUGACCACCAGCAUCGUACUCCAUACGAGUCGGGUGGCCUACACAUGGCGGAGGAGGAGGAGGGUAUCAGAAACAAGUCUGCCCGCAUGAAUGUAACCAGUCACUCGGUGACGUCGUCGAGAGGCAGCAUUGACUUUCAAGAAGAAGAGGCGGAGCAGCAGGUGGCUGCAGUCCCUGCGAUGGCGUCCCCGCCCAUCGUGGCAGCCACGGCCGCGACACCACCCGCCACCCUUCACGUGGGAGGUAAACCAUGGACGCUGAAGGGGACGAAUGCGCACGGCAGCUCUGGUGCGACGCCGCCACACAAACAGAAGCAGCAGCAGCAGCCAUCAUCGUCGUUGUCGACAUCCCCGCGUAGCAUUUCGCCCGGAAAGCUCGUCCCAGUGAAGACGGCCGCGGUGCUCGCACCAUCGAAAGCGAUGCGUUCCAAGGUUGUGGAACUGGCCGCGACGACCCCAUCCCCCUCUCCCCCGUCGACCCCGGUAAGUCGAAAGAUGCUCUACACGACGGGGACGACGAGCGUGCGACCGCGCACGGUCGUCACGACGAACACCGCGACAGGCCUCUCCUGCGCUGCCCCAGCGAGGGGCACCUCCGCCAGCCACAUUCCCUCGCCCCGCUACGACCCAUCGUCUCCGCACGUGCCGCUGAUACCGGCCGUUGCAGUGGAUGAACAAGCGCCGCAGCAGCAACAGCACAGUGAUGAAGACGAAGACAGAUCACCACCAUCACCACCGCCGCAGCGACGAUACGACAGUGGCCCUCACCACAUACGCACGCCGUCAACGUCUUCGCCCGGGUCACCGCCGACGAGCAGCAUGGCGAGUGGCGGGAAUUUCGCUCGGAUGCCCGCGGCGGCGUACGCGGUAGCGGCAGCACCGCUCAGCCUCGGUCAGAGCAGCUCUGUGCAACAACACCGCCGUGUCUCGUCCGUCAGCGUGCCGAACGAGGAUGACCCGGUGUACUGCACUGUGAGCGAGAUGACGAACGCGGCCUCGAUGCGCGGCGGCACCUACUCCAUGCUGCCCAUCGGGGCGAUGGGUGUCGGUGCGGCGGAGACGUUCAUGUCCUCGCACCGUCCCUCGCUGGUGCCUUCCGCCAGCGCCGCCGCUGCUGCUGCUGCUGCUGCCGCCGUGGCGUCACGACGGGUGCAGUCCUUCGACAUGUCCCUCGACGAGUCGAACCCAAUGCUAAGCAUCAUCACACCGAAACAUGGGACGGGACAUGUGAUGGGGGGAAGUGGCCAAACGACGGCGGCGGCGCUGUCGCCCUCCCCUAAGCACCAGGAUCUGCAUCACGUCAUGCCCCUGCCGACCUUCACGGCACUGUCCAGCGGCCAGCAGCCUACCGCAGAGGGGGGACAGACUGCCGCUGGAACGGAUAAGGCGGCAGCGGCGGAGGCUCGCUCGAUCACCACCGCCCCGACAGCGGAGACGGCGUCGAUCCAGACACGAGAGAGCAGCAUCGCCUCGCCGCGGCCGCCCGACACGAUCACGAACGUCAACCCCACCAACGCCCAGCAGGGACUCAACAACGUAGCGAAGAAGCCAAAGAAGGCAUCGCCGCGCCCCGCUGCAUCGUCGGGUCCGCCAGAAGCAAGAGACACACGCGUUGUCGAGGAGACGGAGGAGGAGCCGGCGCAGCUUCCACGUCGUCGCAGCAGCUUCUCUGCCGCACUCAAUGCCCUGGGCGGGAAGUCGCUGCUGUGCCGUACGAAGAGUGGCUCCACAGCGUCCAAGUCAGGCGCGGAGGACAACGAAGGGAGCACCCCGUCACUGCGGUCACGGCAGUCCACAUCGCACAGCAUCGCCGCCGGUCUCUCGCGGUUGUCAUCGCGGCUGAAGCGCGGGGUGCGGAAGGUGAUCUCGGCCCGUCGCCCCUCCGAUGAUGUAACCUCUCAACAGCAACAAGACCAAGGAACGGACGCGGCGUCCGAUGUGCAGCUAGGCGUGGGCACCGCCGCGAGUACGGUCGUCACCCUCGUGCCGACAGACCUGGCGACGACGACGGUGGACGACUCCGCCACGCUCAGAGGCCGCAACAACGCCGUGCCUCUCCCGUCCGCACGGCUGCCCACCGCCCGAUCGACGCCGACCCGCGACAACCAAUCCACCUCAGUAGACGCGUCUAUUGCGUUUCACACUGACGCCGAGGACACAAAGACGACGCGGCUGGGGCACGAGGGCCAGGGAGGGCAGACACACACAAUGGCGAACGCACCGGACCCGAUGACGCGCCCUGAAGCAGCAGCAGCAGCGGCAGCGGCGCUCAUCCUUUCGCGGCCAGCUGAGGAGGAGGUGCGCGAUGCCGCCAACGCGGAUGGUAGCAAUGGCAGCAAAGGCGGUGCUACGAGACGCGAGGACAAGACGCAAAGGAGGAAGCGAAGACGCCAUGGCCACCGUAGCAGCCAUCGCCGUCGCCAUCACCACCGCCACCAUAACCGUUCGGCGUCAUCGCCUUCCUCUUCCGAUUCCGCGCACGCGUCAGACACGCGCUCCGCAUCGUCCGGCUCCUCCUUCGCGAGCUCCUCGACGGCCGCCUCCACCACUUCGCUGACGUCGAGCGAAGUCCGUCGACAGAAGGACAAGGAACGGAGGCGGCGGCGGCGCCACCGGCGGGAGCGGCGAGAAAAGCAUCGGAGGGACGCCAGACGAAGAGCGAGUGACGUGACGGAGGGAGAAGGAAGCGAGGACGCGCCGACCGAAAACGACUCCGGCGGCGUGCACCGCGACGCCAAUAGGAAGCGGAAGCCAAGAAGACACCGGGCGGCGUUCUCGAGCACCUCUGUUGCUUCCGCGCGGGAAGGGGAGGGGCAGGGAAAGCACCGAAGCUGUCGCCGCGGCGGCGCGAGGCAGCUCGGGAAAACGGACGAGGAGUACGCCUCGUCAGUGCACAGGCGUCACCGCACGCGUUCUCCUGCUCCUUCUCAACAGAACUCAAAAACACCAAUUGGAGGCGACGCAAAGAGAAAGGGGGAGGAGGAAGAGGAGGAGGAAGCGGAGAUGCCCCCUGCUGCUGUUCAUGCUGCCCGUCGCCGCGCUAUGCUUGCGGCGUCGCGGGUGCACUCCACCGUGAACCACUUCCGUGCCGCCUGGCAAACCCAGCAAAAGAAUCGCCAUCGCCUCUGGCAACAGCAGUACGAUGCCUUCAAGGAUCGUCAGCGGGCGCUGCGGCAAUUCGAGAUGGAACGGAAGCUGCGCUCGCAAGAGGCGGCGAUCAACGCAGCGGUGGCGACGGCGGCGUCACGCAGCGCCUCGCGCCCACGCGCUGUUCACGACGCCCACAACGGGGCCGUCCGAAGGCCGCAGACACCGAUUGCUGCUGCGGGGCGGUUAGAUUUGAACGAGGCCGCCCUGACGAGUGAUAUCGCAACGCUCGAUGCGGUGAUGGAGAAGAUGCGGCGGCACCAGUUGUGGGCAGAGACGAGUCCAUCCGCAGUGGCAGCGGCUACAGCUGCAGGAAGUGCUUCAACGAGGCCUGGUGAAGGUAUUCUGCCGCACACACCAACCUCGUCACGACAACACGAAGAGUCGACGCCAAGUGCCACAGAAAUGAAAGGCGCAGCGGUAGAGAACUCGCAGCCGCCAGUGAUGGCCGGCUACAGCGUCGACGACCGACACGCUGGUGUACGUAAAGUGCGGCGGUCACCGUUGAAGAGACCGGCGACGGCUCAGCGUGCGGUGUCGCCCCCCUCCUCCUCCGCUGGGCCUCAUGCACUUCGCACGCCCACCCUCAUUGCCGGUCCGCUAUCCUCUUCCUCGUGGGCCAUCAGCGCCUACGCCGAUCUCCUGCGCCGCCCUUCUCGCAAGAAGGCCGGGAGGGAAGGUCACUCUGUCACGCGCGGCGGCUCCUCGCCGGCCCCGCGUAAACCGCCGUCAACUUUUUUCGCGGAUACGCCGUCCGUGUCGGCGUCUUCUCCGCCACCCGCAUUCGCGGAGCAGCGGGCCGCUCAUCAAGAUACCAAGCCGAGUAUUACAGUAAUCAGCAACACGAACACGACCACCACAGCGGCGCUGCAGCGGCGGUACGAAGGCCUUCUGGAGGACAUGAUGGCACAGCUGGAAGGGGAAGAGACGUUGUCUGCGGAAGCCGGCCGUCGCUCGAGCAACCCGGCAUCGAGCAGUGUCAGCCCUCGUGACCGCCACUCUAACAACAGCAGCAGCAGCCAACGCCUCCACCGCAGCAGCGAGUUUGCUGAAGGCGGUGCACGCGGCGGUCUGCCGGUCACACAGGUUCCCGCCGAAGCAACGCGAAGAAGGUACCGCAACACUCUUUCAACAUCGUACGCAUCGGCUUCGAAAGCGGACGCGAAGAGAGGGGAGGAAGAGGAGGAGGAAGUGUGGCGGUGUGCAGCGGCACUGCGUGCGGAGUACUACGAGCCCUCCCGUACCACCACCACCGUCGCUGAGAUACAGCUUGAACCGCAGCAGCGGCAGCAACGUGUCCACGUGCGGUCCGGCAAAAGUCUCCCCGAAGAUGACGAUGAAGAAGGGGAUAGUGAUGAUGCUGCGGUGCAUGAGCAAAUCGAGCUGUCGUACGCGCAGGCCCUCCGCCCUUCCUGCACCGUCUGCUGCCCGCAGCGCUUCGAGGAGUACGUGACGCUGGGGCUGCUGUCGAUGCUGCACGACACGGGACACGACGCGACGGAUGCGGUAAAUGGAAGAUCAGCGGCAACGGCGGUACAGCCGCCAUCAACGCUGCUGCAGCGACGCAUACGUGAAGACCUCUACGCACCCCCUAAGUGUUCGCCGCGGCAUCACGCGGGAGCACGCCGCGCAACGCAGUCACACGUUGGAUACAAAAGCACACGUAAAUCACAAGCGAGUGCGUCUACCGCUAUGGAGCCACCUAAGAAGAGCAACGCAGCGCUCCCUCUUGCUUCUGCAGUUUCCCCAGCUGCGAUCAAAGCCGCGCUGAUGGCGCCGUCCCCGCAGUCGCACCCCUUCACGCCUUCGCUGCCCGCCAUCUUUCUGUCUCUGCGCAUCCGCCUCAGCAGGACAGAGCGCCACGACCGACGUGUGCUGGUCGUCGCGGAAGAUGCCGCGGUACAGGCGCUACAUCGGCAGUACAUCAUCGAAACGAUCUGCGUGUUGCGGACGUUGCGCGCACAGGAGGAAGCGGCGGAGGAGGAAGCCGGGCCCCAGCAGCAGGCGCAGCAACAGCAGACGCCUUCGCCGCACAGCCUCGACAGCUCCCAGCGGCAUCCCGAUGGGGGAUACCCCGGGCAUGAGCCGGCCACGCCCGCCAUGCCGCUGUCUCCCUCGCCCCCCCAAGCAUCUGUGGCGAGGCAUACUGCCAGCACCAGUCCCGUGGGUGAGGGCGACAGCAGCGACCGGCAGCACCCGCCCUCCGCAAGGCCCUGGCGCGAGUGUGAGAGCUCCAGCGAUGGGGCGGAGCGAGACAGUAGUGAUUGCACCAUCAGCCCGGAUGAUGACCACCGCGGCCGCCGUCGCGCCGACCGCUUUACGGAUGACGACGACGAUGAAGGUGGCGAAGGCAGCUCCGAUGACAGCACUGACCAUCACUACAGCAACAACCCGAGCGCCAGAAGCUACGGUGGCACGAAGACGCCUCCCUCACUCGCGGAGCGGCUCAAUGACGACGACGACGACGAUGAUGGCAACGACGACCGACACGAUCAGCGGCAGCCCUCGGCGGAGAGCGCGGGGCCUCCCGCAAUGGUGCGUCGCGCCGUGCAACGUGAUCUGUCGCCGCUGCAUAACGUGUCGGCGGUGCGGCCUACGGUCCGCAGUCGCAGCCCGCUGUCGUUCUCCGAUGACGGCGCCGCCUUUGCGCUGGGCAGCGGUGGCGGUGCAAGCAGCGAUCAUAGAAGUUGUGACCCGACGAUGGUGCCGACGCAGCCUGGCAGUCCGGAAAGGGUCUUACCGGUGAUGCCAGCCCCGAUGGAGUCACUGGCGGAGGAAGAGGAGGGUGAAGGACGAAGGGCAGCUACAAAAGAGAGCAACAGCAGUGCUGCCGCGACACCGGCGCCAAUGACCGCUGCAGCAGCUGCGUCGAUCUCCUCUGACGUACACCGCGACGUGGAAGACGGGGAGAAGCAGCACGGCAACAGCGACGAUGCGCGGAAGCAGCGUCCGGAUGGCGCGGAUGAUGUGCCGCCUGCCUCUGCGCUAGACAACGAUAACGAUAACGACGAAGAUGACUCACGCGCCGGACAAACGGCUGUGGUAACGCGGUCGGCGGAGGAAGGCAGCGAGGCUCCCUUGCUUCCAAACAACACAGUGGAGGAAAGCUCGGCGUCCUCGGCCUCAGCAAACGGUACGCCGAGCAACCCUUCUCGAAGCGCGGUCGCCGAGACCUCAAAAGGCGAUGAGGUCCGUGGAAGUCAACUUCCUCCUUUUGAAUACCCAAUCGAUGACGACAGCGAUGAUGGGGGAGGGAGGGUCUCAACGCAGGAAAGCAGCACAGUCGCACACGCAGCAUCCCAAGACACUCAUCAGGAGACUCACAACGAGCCUGGAAAGACGGAGUCCCUUCGCGCCCCCGCUUCUCCUCUCUCGUCGAGUGCGACAGCACCGCAGGCUAUUAAGAAAUUAUCGAUCAUCACAGAGACGGAAGUCGGAGAGCAACGCAGCAGCGGCAGCGGCGGCAGUGGCAGUGGCAGUGAUGCUGCCGAACCCUCACGUGCGCCUGCGCCGUCCACAUUAGGGACGAAGAGCGCCGUGCUUGCGUUGUCGAUCAACCGCGAGGAUGCGUCCGACGCGUCGGGUGACGAGCGCGCGCUGCAAGGGUCGAGGCACGCAACGGCGAAGGACAGUCCAGCAGUGGGGACGUUGAUGGAAGCGGGCGACACAACACAGGCGAAGGGAGAUGCUGUACAGCUUCCACCUUCAGCCUCGACUUCAUCCCCGUUUUUCCAACACAGCGAUGCAGGUGGAGGACAGCAGCAGCAGCGGCAAGCGGCAGGCAAGAUCAACAGCAACGACGUCGUCGAUAGCAGAGAUGACACGGAGGCGGAGGACGACGACGAGGGAGAACGUUUUGAGGUGCACCCGGGGGUCUCGGAGGUCCACCACGGCGCCACCACCACCGCCGUGUCACAAGUCUCGGACGUGGCGGGCAGCGAUGCUGCUGCGACGAUCGUGCUGGCCUCGCCGACACGAGUGGAUACGGACCUCAUCACCACGACAGCAGGGGAGGAAGGCGUCCCCGGACACACUCCAACGAACGCCGGCGGAGAACAGAAGGAAAAGAAGUCCGCGGUGGCGUUUGCAGAGGCGGCGGCGCACGAAGCCGAGGAAGAAGCACCGCAGCAGGAGCAGCAGCCGUCCCUGCGGCGACGCGUGCGCUUUUCGCUUCCUGCCGAGCACGCACCGGAGCACCGCGAUCUCGACGAUGAUGACAAGCGUGAAGGAGAGGAACCAGGAGAGGACGAAGCGGGCGCGAAGGGAGGCGCUGGCGCCCGCAGCGGUGGUGGUGGUGGUGAUGACGCUGAAGGAGUACACGAGACGGCGGAGGCGAAUUCUGCGGAGGCCAUCACCCCUGAAAAGCCAGCACGUGGCUCCACACCACAGCCGGCACAGCGCACCACAAAAGGCAAGAACGGCGCCGGCGACGACGAGGACGCGGAGGACAGUCUCAGUGAGGCGGCCGCCGUGGACUUGCUGGAAAAGCUAAACGGACUAGACGCGCUGCUGCUGUACAAGUUCCCUACCUACUUCACCACCGGCGUGGACAGCGACGGGCUGCCCGGUGCGGUGAUGAGGCGGGAGAGGGACGCGUACACGCCGACGCGUGCGGCUGGGCAAGCGGCGGCGCUGCGCCUUUCGCCUGGAUCGUCUAGGCGGUCAGCGUCCUUCACGUCCUCCCCAGCAGACGUCCUACUUGUCGCGGGGGACGGAGGACAAGGUAAUGGAGGAAGAGGGUCGCCUGCAGCAGCAACAUCAGCAGCAGCAGCAGUCACUCCCUCAGCAAGGACGACGGAGGUGAGCGAGGAUGACGAAGACGACGAGCUAACGGCCGGUGUGCAUUGCAGAAGCGGUCCACAGCCCGACACAGCAGCUGCUGUGCCGUCGCCUGGCACGUCCUUCUUCGCCUCUGCUCCACCCCCGCCGCCCUCGCACCUCGCGUCGCCGCAACUGCCGACGGAGAGUCUGGCUACACAGAUGCGCCGCAAGUACGGCCUUCGACCAGCACCGAGAGCACCUCCCUCCUCUUUCCGCAAAGCAUCUUUGUACGACAGCACCAACAGCACGCCUUCUAUGCAUUCAACAACAACGGCAGCGGCAGCGCCAUCCGCUUCCCCCGCCAGCCACCACCUCCUCCUCCUCCAAGGUCGCCCGACGCGUGCGGUGCCAACCUUGCCGUCGCCGUUAUCAGCCUACACAGCAGCAGCGACGCCGUCCAACACGACGGACAGGAGAGCACAGCAGGAGAGCGCGCCUGGACCACACGCGCCAAAAGCGGAGCCGCCUGCCGGAAAGUCACGCGUCCUCACGACGACGGCACGCGCGACAGAGGCGAUGAAGAUGCGUACUCCCCGCACCACACAAAGCCCAACCACUCAGCGGGUUGCAGAUGCAGCGGUAGCAAAAACACAAGACCAACCGCAGCCAAGUCGAACCGCCCCCUGA